Molecule: messenger RNA, 1970 nt
Organism: Aplysia californica (California sea hare)
Lineage: Eukaryota; Metazoa; Mollusca; Gastropoda; Aplysiida; Aplysiidae
Product: A disintegrin and metalloproteinase with thrombospondin motifs 6
Source: RefSeq, a predicted model, not a curated record
GAAAGCGUUCACACCUGAUUGUGUAAACCUUUCCCUUACAAAACCUUUCUUUUUUCUCUGUUCGCUUGCCCGCCCCUUGGGUUAGACUCUCUCGACUCAAAUCACCAACUCUUGCUCAUGAUCUCAAGCCAGUAAUUCUACACAAGGCUUCAGGGAAUUCUCUCGUAAAGCCACGUGGAAAUUGAUGGAUAUAUUUGAUCGUUCGUUUGCCAGGAACGCAUCUUGAUUUGUUUAUCGUGUGUAUUUGGAACUCCUCGCUGUGUUCGUUUUCUUUACACAUUUUUUUUAUUCAAGUUCUCGUAGAUUAUGCGCGGAAUUGAGACAGGAUAUCUCAUUGUAAAGUAAGUACACUCGACAGUAAUUAGUGAGGGCAAUACAAACAGUUAACUGGCUUUACAGGACUAAUCUAGAAAACUGAAUAGCCAGAAAAUAUUAAAUGACUAAUUGGACUUCCCCUAAAAGAGUUUGUAUUCGCAAAUGAAACCUGAACAAUAUAGCUGUUCUUUUUUCCAUAGAAACUUUGACGCUUUUCAUCAUACGGCUCUCUUAACUCCUUUUAACAGUGCCAAACGUAUUCAUAAUCUAUAAUUAUCUCACAGAAUGUAAACAACUGGAAAGCUAACAGUAGCAGACAAAACUGUUUACGGCCAUGUUGUGGAACAUUCUAAAUCGAUGUCAUCAAACUCAUGCAAGACGCCCAAAACACACCUUUCAAGUUUUGAAAACUGUGGAAGCCUGGAUCUGUCCCCCGUAACCUGUUCUUGGCAAAAGCUCAAUACAAUUGUGAGAAGAAAAAAAAACUGUUUAGUAGGCCAAGUCCUGACAGGCACACUUUUGAGUCAUAUCCUGGAGGUUGUCAACACGGAGACGACCAUUCUGAACUGUGAAUUUAUCGGACUUUAUAGGAAGAAACGUUUUGUAAAAAGACAUUCACUUGAACGACGUACAGGAUCAAAUUUAUCUCAUAACCCACGCCCAAUUCUCCCACGUGUUUCAACGAGGAUCAAAUGCGUCUUAACUGAGCACACUGUCAUAUCAAUUUAAUACGUUUGUUAUCACACAUAACUUUUCAUAGCAUACAAAAAGUAGUGGCUGUAAGGCUAACCAAUAUUUUUAGAAUUUUCUCCAGACCUGUGUAAAUAAAAGCCAUUAAAAGAGUGGAGAGUGAAAAAAAAAGAAAGUUAUACUGAGCAGUUUAGGUCACCACAACAAAAGAUGUACCCAAAUUAUAAUAAUAUAAUGUGCAAUACAGUAAAUUAAAAACGUUCACCCUAAAUAAACGAAACAAUUACACCCACAACAAAGGCUAACAUUAUUCGAGUGGUUGGCGCCGUAGGCUAAGCAAGCCACUGGUGAGACAGUGUUGCACUGAUAGAUCUACAUGCUCGCAUCGGCUGUGGUGGCGUGCACCGGGGAAGCCAGAGAGGAUGUUGGGAUGUCGUGUGCUGUUCUCCUUGUGUGUCCUCUGUCCACUGCUCUGCAGCAAUACAGCGGCACAGGACACUGGUCUCGAAGCGCACUUGCAGAAGAAGACAGACGAUCUGCUACAAAGUCUUGACCACUACGAAACCAUAAUACCUCAGCUCGUAGACCAUCGAGGCAACUUCCUCAGCUAUGACGUCACACAUUCCAACGCACUACGUCAUCAAAAAGUGCAGAACUCUCGAUCUAAACGUUGGGCGAGGCGGCUACGGUUGAAACCGCACAAGAACAAUAACCCGAACCUGUUUCUGGACGGAUCCGAUCAGCUCGGCAGGAACUCUGUUUUUUACAAAUUGUCUGCUUAUGGAAAAGAGUUCCGAUUCAACCUAACUCUGAACACUCAACUGCUCACGAAAGACUUCGCUGUGGAAUUAUGGGAUGGCUCGGGAAAAGUGGAUACAAGCGAAGAAAUCUGGGACUGCCACUACACGGGUACAAGCUUGGAUAGCCCUGGUUUGGACGCUGCCAUCAGCAAUUGCAAUGGUUUG